GCAAAUUAACGUUAUUGCCGCGGAGCCAAAGUUUUGAAAUUUAAAAAUGUAGGUAAUACAUUACAAUACAUAAACAAUUCGUUAUUCUCAGGUUUUUAUUUGAAAUUGAAAUAAUACUGGAUAUUAAUAAUUAAAAAAUGGGGGACGAUCCAAUACACGAUAGCGAAAACACUCAAACACAAACCCAAAACUCACAAGUAGAUUGGAGUCAGCAAAAUACACCAGCCACAAUUCCAAAUAUUUGGGGAAGAUUGUAUUCUACAAAGGUAUCAAUUAAUGGUAAAUAUUGUUGGAAACAAGAAUAUCAACCUGAAUAUAUCGAUCUUAUACAACCCGAAUUCAGCUUGGGAAGAUCAUUCAACUGCACUUUCAUAAUGAGAAAAGACAAUAUAAAAGAGAGUAUUAUAAGGAAUGUGAGCAAGCUACACUUUGUUAUUAAGAGAAAUCUAUCUGAACUUCUAAGCCCUGCUAUAAUAACAGACCUGUCACACAAUGGUACCUUUGUGAAUGGCGAAGACAUAGGUAAAGGAAACAGUAGAGUUCUAGAUGACAAUGAUGUAAUAUCAGUUACUCAUCGUAUUGUUAAAAUUUUUAUAUUUAAAGACUUAUUGAAAAACGAACAAGACCAAGUACCUAAAGAAAUUUCACAAAAGUAUUAUAUCUCAAGGGUUUUAGGGCAGGGGGCUUGCGGCCUUGUUAAAUUAGUUUAUGACAAGAUAAAAUGCACCAAGCAUGCCAUGAAAAUUAUAAAAAAAAGUAGACUUACAAAUGGUCAAAUUAAUCACAUAAAUAAGCCCGCUAAAAUUAUGAACGAGAUCAAUAUAAUGAAAGCACUCAGACAUCCAUGCAUUAUUUCAAUAGAAGAAGUAUUUGACUCUCGCGAUGCUGUGUAUAUUAUUUUAGAACUCAUGGAAGGCGGUGAACUGUUUGAUAGGAUAACAAAAUUUAGUCACUUGACAGAACCAUUAACACGGUUUAUUUUCCGACAAAUGGUACUUGCAGUCAAGUACUUGCACUCUCAGGGUAUAACUCAUCGGGAUUUGAAGCCUGAGAAUGUCCUGUUGGAAGGUGACGAAGACGAAACAUUAGUGAAAAUUACUGACUUUGGACUGAGUAAGUUUGUAGGAGAGGACAGCUUUAUGAAGACAAUGUGUGGGACACCAUUGUAUCUGGCUCCAGAAGUGCUCAGAGCUAAUGGACAAAAUACUUAUGGACCAGAGGUUGAUGUUUGGAGUCUAGGAGUCAUAUUCUUUGUAUGCCUUGUGGGUUAUUUACCCUUCUCGCACGACUACAAAGAGAUGUCACUCAAGAACCAGAUAUUAAAUGGACAAUACAAGUUCUCACAGGCUCACUGGAAGAAUAUAAGCUUGCAGGCCAAGCUGCUUAUGAAAAGAAUGCUCACAGUGCAAGUCAGCAGGAGGAUAACCCUUGAUCAGAUACUGAAUCAUGCUUGGAUGCAGGACGUUGAUACGAUCAUAAGGGUUGAGAAACUUCUAUCACACAUCCGCUCUAAGGGCAUGAAACAGGCGACAAAUAGCACCACCGGUGACGGCGACGAAAUGUCCGUAACAGCACGGUGGCCAUAAUACAAGUGGUAGCCGCGGGUAAGCGAGCCCUCAGCGACACGUUCUGCGCCACCGAACCGAACGCAAAAAAAAUUAAAAUAGCCUUGACCAAUGACGACGAAACUAGUUCCACAAACAGUUAUUGCUCAAAUGCUUAACUAUUUCCGAAUCAAAGAUAAAUUACUGUGUUAAUGGCGGUAAUGUUAGAUUUAGUACGAUCGAACUAUUAAGAA
This is a messenger RNA of Bombyx mori (domestic silkworm), 1798 nucleotides long. RefSeq names its product cell cycle checkpoint kinase 2 (gene Chk2). NCBI's taxonomy places the organism in Eukaryota, Metazoa, Arthropoda, Insecta, Lepidoptera, Bombycidae. Gene Ontology annotation, biological process: protein phosphorylation. The record is from RefSeq and is marked validated. Gene Ontology annotation, molecular function: ATP binding; protein binding; protein kinase activity.